This is a messenger RNA of Penicillium bovifimosum, 1785 nucleotides long. RefSeq names its product BOD1/SHG1 domain-containing protein. The transcript has 3 exons. The record is from RefSeq and is a predicted model, not a curated record. Lineage: Eukaryota; Fungi; Ascomycota; Eurotiomycetes; Eurotiales; Aspergillaceae. The coding region runs from base 1 to 1785 and encodes 594 amino acids.
AUGGCUUCUGAUGCGACAAUGGAUAAUCCUCUAGCUACGGAGGAUGUCCAGUCCACCGCAAAACUACCGGUCGACAUCCAGAGUGUGAAGCAGAAGAAGUACAAGGCCGACGAUCUGCCACUGUCUGCCGCACAGCAUGCUGUUAUCGACAGACUCCUACAUGCGUUCAAAAAGAAGGGCGGCUUCGAUAGCGUGCGCAAGCAGAUAUGGGCCGACUUUAACGAUGGGGAACCUCGCGCCGAUUUUACCAACAAGUUGAUCGCACUUGCAGAAUCAGAGAUCGAUCGAGAGCCUGCAUUACUCUCCCGUGAGAGGGGAAAAGCUGCCACACUGAUUGAGGGUGCCGUCGACCGUGGGGAUGUCUACAAAAGUGUGGAGCAAUCUAUCGACCAGCUAGCAUCCAAACACUUGGACUUUAUCCUCGAGUCUGUUCGUGAUAUACGACGCCAGGAUGUGGGAGAGGAAGUCGCUGCUCGCGAACUCGAGCUCGGAAACAAAACUGAUGCUGAUUAUGAAGCACACGUUCGCGUUCGGCGGGAGGAGCGAGAGAAAGUGUGGCGCGAAGAGGAGCGCAAGCAAAGGGAGGCCGAGGAAGAGGAAAAGCGUAUCAAGGAUGAAGAACGCAAAAAGAAGCGCGAGCUUGAGCGCCAGAAGGAAGAGGAAGAGCGAGCCCGGAGAAAGGAAAUCGAUGAACAGCGACGCGCUGAGCGUGAACGCCAGCGUGAAGAGCAACGGGCCCUUGAUGAACAGCGAGAACGAGAACGUGAGGAGAGAUACGAACGACGAAGGAGAGAAGAUAGGGAGCGAUAUCGAGGCUGGGAUCGUGACCGCAGCCGAACUAGGGAUAGAGACCGCUACCGCGAUCGCUCUCCGGGCUACCGGUCUGAUCGUGGCUUGUCUCCUUGGCCUCGAGAUUCCAAACACGACAAAUCAUCCGCUUCCGAUGCCCCCACGCCUGUGCCAGCGCCUCCGGUUGAUGAGAAGUCACUGGAGGAGGCUGCUUUACAAAUGCUCUUGAAAGAAGGCGAAGAACUUGCAGCCAAAGCUCGGCAGAAGCCUGAGUUUGACUUCGAGGAGGCUGAGGCUAUUGAAAACGGAGUGAAACUGCCAGGGUCAACAUCAGCGCUAGGCAAGGGCGUGAAUGGUUCGAGGUAUUCCACUAGGGCAGUCAGCCCCUCCCGCGACUCCGAGGCAAGACGUGGCUCAAUUGCAGACCGCCAUGAUCGGUCGCAAUAUUCGGCGCGGGAUCGAAGCCGCAGUCGCUCACGUCGACGACGCAUUUCCCGUAAUGCCACAGAUCGCCGGCGCGAUCGGUCACGGGACACUUCUGUGAGAUCUCGCGAUCCUGAUAUGGAGGCACGUCGUGGUUACCGCGACUUCCGGGACGACCGAGGCGAGUGCGAGACCGAUCGCGGUCGAAAGACCGCAACCGCAGCCGCACCCGAGCAUAUGAGCAAUAUCGCCCUCGGCGCACCCGACCCUCUCGCUCACCCAUACGCCGGCGUUCACGCAGCCGCUCCCGCUCGCGUCCUCGGGUUAGGGAUCGGCCACGAUCAGGUUCUCGAUCUACGCGAAGGCGAUCUAGGUCUCGAUCUGUGCGGAGGCGAUCUCGGUCUCGGCGUCGGUCGCCUACACCUACACUCGACAUUGACCGCUACGUGCCCGCCACUAGUAACCGGAGCAAGUCACCCCGACGCCGGGUGCGAUCCCCAGAUCGAGACCAGCGACCCCGAUUGUCUGAUAUGCACCGCUACAAACCAGCAUCUGAACGGGAUAAGGAUAUGA